AUGAGACGGACGACGCGGAGCCUCAUAGUCAACGCCAUCUUAUUCUGGGCAGUCCUGUUCCUGAUCAUCUACACCAACCAUGAUUGGGGAUCGACUACCAAGACCUUUGCAUGGUCUAGAAUCCACUACAAGGCCUCUUCGACCGCCCUACCUGAGCCUCGUGGCAGCUGUCCCGGCUUGGAAGACAGCGCAAAGCCCGCACUAGUGGUGGCAAGAGUUGGUGCCGAGGACCGUUCAUGGCUUGACGCCCUAGCAGCCUCUUACCACCUGUGCGUGUACAGGACCGACCUCCAAGACAUGACCUCAUGGCAACUCCAAGUGCCCGCGAACAGGGGCCAUGAAGCCAUGGCAUACCUCACGUUCCUGAUCGACAACUACGACCGCCUCCCCGCGGCUGGCGCCGUCUUUGUGCAUGGCUCCCGAUGGGCAUGGCAUAAUGAUGCUCCCGAUUACGACAAUGCUGCUCUUCUUACUGCUUUGAAUGUAUCGGCUGCUCUCGCCCCGUUCGGAUACCACAACCUGCGUUGCGACUGGAGCGCCAGCACCUGCUCCCCCUCCGAGACCCCGGCACAGGGCAGCCUGGAAACAUUGGCGCGCUCUGUGCUCGAGCCGUGGAACUUGCGCUUGGUCUCGGACAGGGCACUACCACGUGCGAUCGCAGACUUGUUUGGCGGCGGGGGAUCAGAUGUGAAUCCAGGCUCUGCGAGGUUGUUGCUGGGUCGCUCGGAUGCUAUUCGGUCGCAAUGCUGCGCGCAAUUUGUUGUCUCGCGAGAGCGCAUGUGGCACCACGCCCGUGACGAGUAUAUCGCCCUCCGACAGUGGCUGCUGGAUGAGGGAGAGAGUGCUGCACCCCCGGACGACCGCAUCGCAGGCCGGAUCCUGUCAUAUAUAUGGCACAUCCUAUUCCUGCCGCAAGGCGAAUCUUCUCACAUUGAUCUAAAGCAGCUCAAUUCUUUAGCAUGCCCGCCCGCCGACGAAUGCUACUGCCGCUUGUACGGCCGUUGCGACCUCGACGGCUGCUCAAGUCCCGGUCAUUGUCGUGGGCAGUAUGUCUUGCCGCCGGACUUUCGACUGCCGGAUGACUGGGCAGUCAGACAUUCGUGA
Molecule: messenger RNA, 1104 nt
Organism: Cladophialophora psammophila CBS 110553
Lineage: Eukaryota; Fungi; Ascomycota; Eurotiomycetes; Chaetothyriales; Herpotrichiellaceae
Exons: 1
Coding region: 1-1104 (367 amino acids)
Source: RefSeq, a predicted model, not a curated record